AUGAUUCCACUUGCCAAAGUCCCACACCCAUUAUGGUAUCUUCACGCCGGGAGAAAAGACGUCGUCAAUCUUGCCCACAACUACCUACUAACACCCCCUGCCCCAACCCCAGCUGUCGUCAUUGCUUAUUCUGCAUGGCCGACCGAGGUGGUCAGCUUUCGAGACAUGAGCCCUGUUGGGCUGCGUGGGCUGCAGGCUUGCAAAGCCCCGCGGCGAGUGCAUUUCCCAAAUCUCACUCAUCUCUCUUUCUUUGGCCCAGUCCUCACCGACAAGCGAACAAGUAGGGGGGUCUUCCGCUGCGCCCCAAGCACGCAGGUCUCGGAAAAUGCAGAGGAGCGGGCGAUCCCAGAAGGAAUCCCGGUAAUGCGGGCCUCGGCAUUGGAGCCCCGGUUUGGGGGAUGCGGAAGCUUUUGUUUGGUUUACGUGUGCGUGUGUGUGUGUCUAUGGUUCUCUGGGGGCGCCUUUUCGUAUCAUGUACCCAGUCGUUGUAGAAGCUCCUCGAACCGCUGGGCCGCGGGCGGCGCAAAAGAGUUGUGUGCGACACUUGUGUAA
This is a messenger RNA of Colletotrichum orchidophilum, 552 nucleotides long. RefSeq lists its product as uncharacterized. The transcript has a single exon. The record is from RefSeq and is a predicted model, not a curated record. Bases 1 to 552 code for a protein of 183 amino acids. NCBI's taxonomy places the organism in Eukaryota, Fungi, Ascomycota, Sordariomycetes, Glomerellales, Glomerellaceae.